AGUUUUAUUUAUUUCAGUUGGACAAAGAGGCUAAGAGCAGAAUACUCUUUUCAUUUCCUCCACCUACACUAUCACAAACUCCGAGAAGAUCAACAAGCUACAAGAGAACGAUGUCGUCUUCUUUCGCAGACUCAUUCGACAACUACGGCGGUGACCCCCCAGCCGCCGAGUCUACGCACCCCUUUGACGAUGCUUACCUUGCCCCUGACUCCUUCUCCAACUUUGAGUCAACUGCCGCCGACUCUCCGCCGCCUGUCUACGUCUCCACUGGAGCGUUUUCCUCCGAUCCGGCGGAUUACUCCCCGGUAACUAAUGAUAAUGGUCCGAUUCUUCCUCCGCCGACGGAAAUGGAGCCCGAGGAGGGUUACGCUCUCAGGGAAUGGAGAAGACAGAACACAAUUCGACUAGAGGAGAAAGAGAAGAGAGAGAAAGAACUAUUAAGCCAAAUCAUUAUUGAAGCUGAUGAGUACAAAGUUGAAUUUCACAGAAAGCAGCUGGCCACCGUUGAAACCAACAAAGUAACCAACAGGGAGAAAGAGAAGGUAUUUGUUGCUGGCCAAGAGAAAUUCCAUGCCGAAGCUGACAAGGAUUACUGGAAAUCAAUAGCAGAGCUAAUUCCUAAGGAAGUUCCGUCAAUAGAGAAGAGGAAAAGUAAGAAGGAGCAGGAGAAGAAGCCUUCAAUAGCUGUCGUUCAAGGGCCGAAACCUGGAAAACCUACUGAUUUAACUAGGAUGAGGCAGAUCCUCAUAAAGCUCAAGCACAAUACGCCUGCCCACCUGAAACCAUCUCCACCGCCCGCCCCAGAUGCCAACACUUCCGUUGCACCGAAGGCUGCUGCUGCUGCUGUGGCAGUGUCAACCGAGGCUGUUGCUGUGGCAUAAUUGUAGUUGCUUUUGCGCAUUUAUAUAUAUAUUUGUAUAAUGUAUUUUAUGGAGCUUCUAUAUACUUGCCCACUUGCCCCAAACCAUUGUAGAUCUAUAAAGAUGUUACACCUCUAGACUCCGAAAGUGAUUUAUUCUGCUCAUUGUGGGUUUAUAUUUUUGUUGUGAUAAAUAUUAGGAAAUAUUACUAUGACUCUUCUUAAA
Sesamum indicum (sesame) is the source of this 1085-nucleotide messenger RNA. Lineage: Eukaryota; Viridiplantae; Streptophyta; Magnoliopsida; Lamiales; Pedaliaceae. The record is from RefSeq and is a predicted model, not a curated record.